This is a messenger RNA of Ostrea edulis (European flat oyster), 799 nucleotides long. Its product is annotated as biglycan-like. Gene Ontology annotation, cellular component: voltage-gated potassium channel complex. The transcript is spliced from 2 exons. Gene Ontology annotation, molecular function: potassium channel activator activity; voltage-gated potassium channel activity; transmembrane transporter binding. Lineage: Eukaryota; Metazoa; Mollusca; Bivalvia; Ostreida; Ostreidae. The coding region runs from base 188 to 775 and encodes 195 amino acids. The record is from RefSeq and is a predicted model, not a curated record.
UGUCCGCCACUGAACAAGUUUGUAUUAACAUCUUACAUGUGCAUUCACAAUUUCCGUUGAUUUGGAAGUUAUUCAAUCUGUGACCAAUUUAACCAAAGAGUAAACGUAGCAGUAAAAAAAGGCAUAGGAAAUGUUGCGUUCGUGAAGCAUUUCGUGAAACUGUAUCAUAUUCUUUAGACUGUCUAGAAUGGGUUUCUGGACAAAGUGCGGUCUUAUUCCAAUUUUGCUUUUGUAUGAUGCCCAUGCAAACUGCAUAAUUACUAAAUCAUCGGACAUAUGCGAUUCGACUGGGGAUGUGUACAAUUGUCAACAUCAACAAUUGAAAUCCGUACCAAGAAACAUUACGUCAAAUAUCAUAGCCAUCGAUCUUUCUGACAACGAUCUAGUCAAACUACAGGAUGACGACUUUAAAGGAAUGCACACCCUGAAAGCCAUUUAUCUUAAUCGGAACAGAAUAAAUCACAUCAAGAAGAACGUAUUUCAUCAUUUGCUUAAUCUAUGCAUCCUAGAUCUAAGCUCAAACCAACUUCGCAAAGGAUCCAUAGAAAAGGGAACGUUUCAAGAUAUGAAUUCUCUUCAGGACCUCAGAAUCAAUGACAAUCCUUUUCUAGGUGGAGGAUUUCCUGACGACGAAAUAGGACGUCUUUCGUCCCUGAGAAACUUAUCAAUGAGCGCUACUACAGCAACCCUACAUUUUUCUCCAAAAUUUCAACCAUUAAAACAACUUAAAAAGUUGGAAAUUGAUUCUUACGUCCAUUUCCGUUUAACUAAUUAAUCCUUCGAAAAUCUUGCUGAACUC